Molecule: messenger RNA, 807 nt
Organism: Exophiala aquamarina CBS 119918
Lineage: Eukaryota; Fungi; Ascomycota; Eurotiomycetes; Chaetothyriales; Herpotrichiellaceae
Exons: 1
Coding region: 1-807 (268 amino acids)
Source: RefSeq, a predicted model, not a curated record
AUGGCAACCACCACCGCUGCCACGGCCCCUCCACCCGGACCACCAUUCACCAUCCACCACCUGCACAUCGGGCAAUCCGAACGGAUAAUAUGGCUGGCGGAAGAACUGGGACUGAGCUACACGCUGCAACUACACACGCGACACCCCAUCUUCUCACCGCCGUCGCUCACCGCGUUGACACCACAAGGGUCCGCGCCGGUGCUGGCGUCCACGACGCCCUCCGGCACGCCCUUCGUGAUCAGCGAGACCAACGCCAUAACCGAGUACCUGCUCUCACCGCUCUACAACCCAUCCGGCCAUCUAACGGUCCGACCAGGCGCGGAGAACUACCACGCGUACGUGUUCUGGCUGCACUUCGCGAACGGGACGCUGCAGCCAGCGCUGGGCCGGAAGCUCACCGCGCAGGGCUUGGACCCGGAGGGCCUGAAUCCGCGCUCGAAGGCGACGGACGCGGGCGUCGCGAAGGCGCUUAGGCAUCUUGACGCGAGGCUGCGCGAGACUAGGGCCUGGCUGGCCGGGGAUGUGUUCACGGCCGCGGACGUGAUGACCGUGUGGUGUGUGACGACGAUGCGCCAGUUUAGUCCGGUCGAUCUGAGCCCCUACGAGGGCGUGCUGCACUGGUUGGCCCGCGUGGCCCAGCGGGAGGCGUAUCAGCGUGCCAUGGCCAAGGGCGAUCCGGAGCUGGACUGGAGGAGGGCUAUGACGGCCGAGGGGCCCGGGUUGUUUCCUCCGCUCCUGGCGUUGAGGGAGAAGGGCAAGAGUCAGAGCGAUGGGUCCAAGGGUGGGCAUGGGACGCCAAAAGCUUGA